GGAUACAAUAAUAGAUAAAACAUCUGCGGUUUCCAUUUAACACCGGAACAGAUACCGUAAUCGGAGUACAAAGUGACGUAAAAAAAAUCGAAACCCAAAAAGAGACCGCGAUUGACUCUCACAAUAGUAAUUGAAUCCAUUCCCCAUUAAAAUCAUUCAUCCAGCGAUUUAAUUUCAGUUUCGAUCAAUUUCGAUCGACACAAUUUCCUAAAUUGCGGUUACGAUGUAAUUCUACCGUAGUAAUUUCACUUUCAAACCGAACGUACCGUUUCGAAUCGGUCGAAUAUCAUUAACAAUUUAAUCUAAUCGCGUAUCAAACAUUUAAGUAUUGGCUAUUGACGCGUUAGUCUCGGGGAGUAGCAUUUCGCGUUAAGAUCUAAUUAUAGUAUAAGUCGGGCUUCUGUGCAGCUCGCACACAUUCUCACCGGUAUUUAUGUAGUGCCACGGAAUUCACUGUCGAAUAAUAAAGCUUAACGGUGCUCCCGAUUCAAUACCGUCUUAAAAUGUUGAAAGUAACAAUAUUUACAUUGCCGUAAUGAACGAGAUAAAAAUUGGUCAGGAACGAAAGAUGUUCGUUUUGUUAUUAUCUUGUCGAAAAACGUGUUGAUUCAUAAACGAACGUGUUGAGGUUUAAGACUUGAGAAAGAUCGUCGACUGCCAACAGGACGGAUAAUAACAAUGGCCGAAAAAGAUCAGUUCCUAUCACCGGCAACGACGCCAUCAUCGGUGACUGGAGACGACAAAUAUUUACUGCCAUACGCUCACAAAGCGAAAAAACAAGAAAAGCUUCCAUGGCACGAAAAAUACAAACCGCCAUACGCUUUACUAACUGCCAGUUUCUUAGAGAUUCUAGUUCAUGCUGUGAUGAAAGACCAAACACCCUACUUAAGAUUCGAUCCGAACAAACAAACUCAAAUCUGGCGAUUCGUUUCGUAUAUGCUCGUACACGGAAGUUGGUAUCAUUUAAUUUUAAACGUAACGAUGCAGUGUCUUUUUGCGUUACUUUUGGAACGACAACAAGAUAGUAUUCGAGUGUUUUUGGUGUAUGUCGGCGGGGGAAUUAUGGGUGCUUUAGGUGCUGCUUGUACAAGUCCCGAUUUAGUUAUUGGAGCUUCUGCAGGAGUUUAUGCUUUACUUAUUUCUCAACUGGCGGAUGCGACAUUGAACUACAAAGUGAUUAAGUACAAGAAAACGAGAUUUGUCUCCGUUGGAAUAAUCGUUCUCUCGGACAUCACCUAUAAUCUUAUUCAUUUUAAGAACCAAGGUUUUCCUUCGAUAUCGUGGGGGGCGCAUAUAGCAGGGGCCGUGGCCGGUUUAUUUCUCGGAUUCCUUCUCUACAAGAAUCACGGCGACGAUAAACGACUCUCCGGAAUUCUUUUUUAUUUCGGAGCGGUUUUAACGGUUUUGACCGUUUUCGGUUUAAUCCUGGUCGAUUAUCAAGUGAGAAAAUGCACGCCGAUGAAUUUAAUUCAUUCUCGGUAUCUUUAUGUUUGUUAGUACUUACAUUUUCGGAUCUCAAGUCUCUCUCAGGUGUCUCUCUGUUAUCGUUAAAAUUUGGAAUUAAUCAAAACUAAAAUAUUCUAGUCAGAACUAAUUUAAUUAAAACUAGAAUUGAAUGAAUAUUAAUAAAUUACAUAGUUAAUGUUAGAUCAACAUGGUUCAGAUUAAUUUUGGAUUUUAACGGUAACGUUUAGUAACUAACAAAUAAUACAAAUAUCUUGUGCCAAAAUAUCGAUGUUAAGAAAACAGAUUAUUUUUUAAAAGAUCAUGGCUAAUUGAUGUAGAUUUGAUAAAGAUUUUUGAUAAAGACUGAUGAAUUGAGUUGUUAAAGUGCCUCGUUUCCUCAUUCAAAAAUUGUAUUCAUUAUCACCUGAUGUAUGGAUGUACCUAUUGAAAAAAAGUUUGUUGAUCUCGUUUUUGUUGAAUAUAGACACUUUUGUCAAAAUAAUUUUUUUACUUCGUAUGUUAUUUAUUUCUUAUGUGAAUACUAUGUACAUAUUUAAAUGUUUAUAAUAAACGUUUUAUUAUUAUAUUAUUAUACUACCGUCUAAUUAUUCUAAUUGUAAUUGCAUCUAUUCUAUGUAUUGUUUUUAUCGUGUGUAUGAACUUUGAUAAAGAAAAAAAUCUCGCAUUGUUCCGUUUUUUUAGUGAUUUUUUAAUACAAUAUUUGUAAUAACAACACAUACAAUAAAUCUUCUACUAUAAUA
Messenger RNA from Onthophagus taurus, 2207 nucleotides. Its product is annotated as protein rhomboid. Gene Ontology annotation, molecular function: serine-type endopeptidase activity. Lineage: Eukaryota; Metazoa; Arthropoda; Insecta; Coleoptera; Scarabaeidae. Gene Ontology annotation, cellular component: membrane. The record is from RefSeq and is a predicted model, not a curated record.